Prorocentrum cordatum is the source of this 648-nucleotide messenger RNA. The record is from the annotation of a GenBank genome assembly. NCBI's taxonomy places the organism in Eukaryota, Dinophyceae, Prorocentrales, Prorocentraceae.
AUGCGAGAGACCGCAGCGAAGGAGGCGCUGCUGGCGGGCGAGGAGCGGCUGCCCUUCCGCCCGCCGCCCGCCGUGGACAUGGAGCCCGGAGGUGCGUCCGAGUGCUCCACGAGGGCGCCCACGCGGCCGUCCACGCGGCAGUCCACGCGGCCGUCCACGCGUCCGCCUUCCCAGGGGUCCUUGGGCGUCGAGGCCGCAGCCGCGCUGGAGGCCAGCCAGCUCCGGCUGGCCUGCGAGCUCGCGCCGAAGAGGGUGGACUACAGAUGCGAGCCGAGGCCGCCGGUGAAAGAGGCGCGGUACGAAACUUUCCUGGACCGACUGCUCGGAGAGAGGCCGGACCUCUUCGAGGAUGCGUUGCUCGCCAAGGAUCAGAUGCAGCGUCGGCGGACGGGCUUCAAUGUGAUGCCGCCGCGGGACGCCGUCUCGGGCCGGCGCGAGCCAGCGGUGCGACUGUGGCAGAUGGCAGGGCUGCCGUGCGAGACGUGCUCUCGCAAGCGCGACGCUCGCGGCAUUGGCGCGAUGUUCUGCCACGAUUGCAGCGGCGUCGACGACACGGCACUCGCCGAGACGAGUCUGAGCCAGGUGUUUGAACGGCGCGGCAUUCGGCAAGAGAUCAAAGCCCUGAGGCGCGUCGAGGUAGGAAAGUGA